Molecule: messenger RNA, 333 nt
Organism: Penicillium cataractarum
Lineage: Eukaryota; Fungi; Ascomycota; Eurotiomycetes; Eurotiales; Aspergillaceae
Exons: 2
Coding region: 1-333 (110 amino acids)
Source: RefSeq, a predicted model, not a curated record
AUGUUCCUCGUAAAACUAUAUGCCUCCCGGCUGGAGAAGGGCACUCAGAAGGGACGUUGGAAGUAUAAAAGAAGCUGUGUGGUUGAGAAGAAAUACGUUAAUGUCUCUGAUGUUGAACGUGAAAUGCGCCUUGCAGAGGCUGAGGCCGAGGUCGAAGCUCGUGUCGCCGGUUUCGAGACUCACUCUGAGGUGUAUAUGGCUGGAGUCGAGGCGCGUAUAGCUAGCUCUGAAGCGCAGAUUGCUAGCUACGAGGAGCGCCUCGCAGAGACUGAGGCACGAUUCGAGGUGCGAAUUGCAGAAUUCAAAGGGCAAAUUCCUAUCUCCGAGGCGUAA